GGCUGGUCAAAGUGGCACUGCGAACACCUCAGGCAUCAGUUGGUGGCUGGCGACCUCGCGCGGAGCACCAGCAGCGUGUCUGAAAACAGCAGCAUCAGCAGCGUUCCGUAGAGGCGACGCACACAUAGUUCCUUCGUGGGAAAGUCCUCCUUGAACGUCGACAUGAUGAAGCUCGGGUCUUGUCCUCGAGGCUGCCGCUUUGGUCUCGGUCUCGUCCUCUUCGUUUUCGGUCUCCAGAUGGUCUCCGGCGCGACCCACCACUUGCCAAAGGUCUCGGACGCGUCUCGGUCUCUUCGAGUGCCUGAGGACCCCCUGGAGAGACCCGAGGACCUCGCGAAGAACGGAGGAACCCCCGCAGAAGGAGGAGGAAAGAGGGGGAGUCUUGUUCCCCACGAGGAGGAGGGAGAGGGAGAAGCCAGGAAGACCGAGGGAGGGGAAGGAAGCGCGUCACUGGCUGAGGGAGAUGAGGGCGAGAUGCUGGACCUCGGGGACUACGACGAGUUCGAAGUCAGUCACUUGCAGCGCACCAGCCGGAAGAUGUCCCUCCUCGACUUCAUUUCCACAAGAGCCACCACCACGUGCUUCCCCAACGCAAAUUUCCGGCUCCAGAGUCACCCCAGCUUCGGCACGUACAGUUACCCCAACAACUACAGUCUCAAGAGAACCUACAGGAGAGGCCCGGGCAUCAAGGAGAUCGUGGUCUACUGCCCCUUCUUCAGGACCGAGUGGAGCAAACGCUGCAGGAGGGAUAAGUUCACGAUCUUCAACGGACCUUCCUUCACCAGGGGAAUCAGGCGCUGUGGGAGAAUCCACGGCUUCUUCAAGCGGUACAGCCACGACGUCCAGAUCGUGUUCAAAACCAACUACGUGAAGACGUUCGCUGGGUUUGACUGCAUCAUCAGCUGCAUCCCAAAACCGACUACAACUAGCACCUCAACAAGUUCAACCUCUACAUCUACAAGUACAUCAACUAGCACAUCUACAAGUACGUCUACAAGCACUUCAACCAGCACGUCAACUAGCACGUCCACCAGCACAUCUACGAGUACAUCUACAAGUACGUCUACGAGUACAUCUACGAGUACAUCUACUAGCACAUCUACAAGUACGUCUACCAGUACAUCUACGAGUACAUCAACAAGCACGUCCACUAGCACAUCUACCAGUACAUCUACCAGUACAUCAACCACAUCAACCAGUACCUCCACCUCCACCAGUACCUCAACCAGUACUUCUACCUCUACUUCCACAUCUACCACGACUACGUACAGUCCAGGUUGUGCUUAUAAACCUGUAGAACCGGCGAGCAGGAUCAACGUAACGACCUGCGAGGAUAUCUUGCCUGAGUACCGGGAUAUUUGCACCUGUGCCCCGUGCUCCCAGUUCUCUCGCCUUCAGCUGAACUGCAGCAUCUGUUCCGGCUGCGACAUGGAGAUCUUCGCCGUCCACGAUUUCCAAAUCAACUUGGCCCUCCACUUCAUCUUCAACGAAAGCUGCCCUUACCCGGUCAAUCUGGGAGACCUAACGUACGGAAACGAAGCCAGGUUUGUGGUGCUGCUCCUGUGUUACCCGAUCCCUUCGAGGAUUACCUUCCCCGGACCCUUCCCCACGUGGCCGGCCGUCAGGAUCGUUUUCUAUAUGACCGGAUGUCCAGACCUGUUCACCGGCGAGCCCUGUAUUGACCUCACUGGACGUCGGCGCCGCACUCCUACCGGUAUUCAAGGUCAAGCCAUUUCUUACGAGAGUCCGAGACCCGACAGGUGGUCGGGGGACAAGUCGGUGUCGUCGAGGUCCUGGUCGGAGGACAUGGCUCUCCGGGUCGGCCCUGACCUGGGAGAUCUGUCUUGGCUCAGCGUCUUCUCCAACCUCACUCAUCUCUACCUAAUGGAGGUCGAAGUGGACACCUCGACGCUGCCUGUGUUGGAGCACCUGCACACCAUCAUCAUCAAAGACGAGACGGGGGUGAUGGUGCAGAAUAACUACGACCUGCGGCAGCUCAGUCACGUCGAGGAAGUGUUUCUGACCCUGGGUGAAACAACGUUACGCUCCGACUUCGUGAUGCUAGAGUCGGACAGCCUUCAGUACGUGGAGGUCGCGGUCCCCAACGCCAUGGUGAACAGCCUGGAGAUCAACUUCAUCAACCUGGGGGCGUCGGCGAAGCGCAUCUCACCUCCUGCCUCUGGGUCGCUUCGGACAGUCGUGCCGGAAGUAACCAUGAAAGUCAACCGAAAUCUCAUGCCCUUCGUCUUGUACCCUGUGUUCCUACCGCUGCUGAAGGUCGCCGUCAUCCACUGGGUUAAUGACGAUGGCACUUACGUCUCGUGUCAGCACUGCGGCAUCGCCUGGUUCUGGACCCUCAGCGACCAGGAGCUGGAGUGCCUGCAAGUGGCAUGCACCAACCCCGAGGGCCAGCUGGUGAUGGCACAGGAUUACAUUCGCGGUGGAGGAAGCAACCCAUGUGCCAUCUACUUUGGCUAGAGUGGGGGGGAGGGGACGCCGCACGCCCACGGAUCCCGCUCGGUGCCUCGUUCGUUCCUAGGAAGUGCCAGUGCCAGAGGGCCUAAGAAAUACACCUUCGUUAGGAAAUGUCCUUUCAUUUAGAUGAUCCUCAAGUUUUCUUUUCUUUUCGUGUUGUUAAGUGUGUGAUUAACAGUUUAUGACAACGCUCUUCACACAAGUGAUUGGGGAAACCGGUAUCAAUAUUAUUGUUAUCAUUAUUA
Messenger RNA from Penaeus monodon (black tiger shrimp), 2720 nucleotides. RefSeq lists its product as uncharacterized. Lineage: Eukaryota; Metazoa; Arthropoda; Malacostraca; Decapoda; Penaeidae. The transcript has 14 exons. The coding region runs from base 163 to 2478 and encodes 771 amino acids. The record is from RefSeq and is a predicted model, not a curated record.